This is a messenger RNA of Funneliformis mosseae, 267 nucleotides long. Lineage: Eukaryota; Fungi; Glomeromycota; Glomeromycetes; Glomerales; Glomeraceae. The record is from the annotation of a GenBank genome assembly.
AUGCAAGUGAGCGAAUACCUUCGUAACAAGUUGAUUGAACAUAUUAAUGUUGAUCCAAGGGCUACCAAAAAGCGACAUAACAACAUCGGCAGAGGUGGAAGACAUCAAAAUUUUCGAAAACUAUUUCUGAACCUCAAGAAAAACAAUAACAAUGGAAAUGAAGAUAGCAAUGAAAGCAUCAAGUACGAUAAAGAUAUGAAAAGUUCACAAUGGGAUAGCAAUGAUGAAAAAUUUUGCGAGGAAGAAGAAAUAGUCGAGGAUAUUUAA